AUGUUACCUGCCUCUUUGAUGCAGUUGUACACCGGAAGCAAUAAAGAUGCUAGAGAAAUCACGCACUACAACAACACCCUGUCUUUCACUUCAUUAGGUGUCAAAGUCAAUCAAUCAGUUGCCGGCCAAAAGGGGAUCCACACCUUCCAAUUGUCAGGACAGCUGGCUCACCAAAUUGGAUCAGCUCUGCCACUGGCGAAUAAGACACCCUCAUAUGCACAAAUCUACGUUGUCGGUGACGGUGGCAAAGCCAAAGCCAACAUUUGGUUCGGUCAUGUUAAGAAGAAGCAGCUUUCAAAAGGGGUUAUGCUGCAGUUACAGAGGGUCUUAAACAAUGUCAGUCCAUACGUGGAUUUCUUGAAGUCCUCCGCCACAAUCCUAGAAGCGUAA
This is a messenger RNA of Melampsora larici-populina 98AG31, 390 nucleotides long. RefSeq lists its product as uncharacterized. NCBI's taxonomy places the organism in Eukaryota, Fungi, Basidiomycota, Pucciniomycetes, Pucciniales, Melampsoraceae. Bases 1 to 390 code for a protein of 129 amino acids. The record is from RefSeq and is a predicted model, not a curated record. The transcript has 2 exons.